AUGUUUUUGUUUUUCAUCCGUAUUUGUUCUUUCAUUGAUUUACUUCUUCUAUUCUUUUCUUUUUUAUCAUGUCAUUCAUUUUCUUCUUUUAUCUUCUUUCUUUCAAUCAUACUUAGUCCUUUUCUUUAUUUCAGUUAUUUUUUUCCUUUUUUUUUCUUUCAAUCAUUUCUUGUCUUGUUUUGUUCAAUCAAUUUUCUGUUCUUUUCUUUCUAUCAGUUGCAUUUCAUCAUCAUCUUUCCUUCAAUCAUUCUUUCUUUCUUUCUUUCUUCCUUUCUUUCUUUCUUUCUUUCUUUCUUUCUCAUUUCCCAGUGUUUGUCUAUUGCCUUUACUUUUAUUUCCUUAUUUUCAUUCACGUUCUACUGUUUUUCCUCUUUCAAAUUUUUUUAUGUCCAUUUUCUUUCUUUCUUUCUUUCUUUCUUUCUUUCUUUCUUUCUUUCACAUUUCCCAGUUUUUAUCUAUUACCUUUACUUUCUUUUAUUUCCUUAUUUUCAUUCAUGUUCUGUUUUUCCCCCUUCUUUCAAAUUUUUUUAUAUUCAUUUUCUUUCUUUCUUUCUUUCUUUCUUUCUUUCUUUCACAUUUCUCAGUUUUUGUCUGUUGCCUUUACUUUCUUUUAUUUCCUUAUUUUCAUUCAUGUUCUACUGUUUUUCUCCCUUUUCAAAUUUUUUUUUAUAUCCAUUUUUUGUCUAUUGCCUUUACUUUCUUUUAUUUCUUUGUUUUCAUUCACUUUCUACUGUUUCUACCUUUCUUUCAAAAUUUUUAUAUCCAUUGUCUAUUUUAUUUCUUUUGUUCUCAUUCAUGAAUUAUUUUUCUGUCCUUUUCUUUCUUCCAGUUGUGCUUCAUCCUCUUUUUUCUUUCAAUCAUUUCUUUCUUUAUCUCUUUUUUGUUCUCUUUUUAUCCAUUUCAUAUUUUAUUUAA
Messenger RNA from Acanthosepion pharaonis, 915 nucleotides. NCBI's taxonomy places the organism in Eukaryota, Metazoa, Mollusca, Cephalopoda, Sepiida, Sepiidae. The record is from the annotation of a GenBank genome assembly.